AUGAGCAACGAAUACGAUUAUCUGUUCAAGCUUUUGCUAAUUGGGGACUCGUCCGUUGGAAAAUCUUGCUUGCUUCUCAGAUUUGCUGAUGACUCCUAUGUAGACAGCUACAUAAGCACCAUUGGAGUGGAUUUUAAAAUCAGAACAGUGGAGCUGGAUGGGAAGACAGUCAAGCUGCAGAUUUGGGAUACUGCUGGACAGGAGCGAUUCAGGACUAUAACAAGCAGUUACUACCGAGGAGCACACGGGAUAAUUAUUGUCUAUGAUGUUACUGAGAUGGAGAGCUUCAACAAUGUCAAGCAGUGGCUGAAUGAGAUUGACAGAUAUGCAAGUGACAGUGUGUGCAAACUUCUAGUUGGAAAUAAGUGUGAUUUAGUUGAGAACAAGGUUGUUGACACACAAACGGCCAAGGCUUUUGCUGAUGAACUUGGGAUCCCUUUCCUUGAGACAAGUGCUAAAGACUCCAUCAAUGUUGAGCAGGCUUUCUUAACAAUGGCUAAUGAGAUAAAGAAAAAAAUGGGCAGCCAACCAACAGCUAACAAGUCGAGCGGAACUGUUGAAAUGAAGGGUCAGCCGAUUCAGCAGAAUGGCAAUUGUUGUGGUUAG
Molecule: messenger RNA, 606 nt
Organism: Prunus armeniaca (apricot)
Lineage: Eukaryota; Viridiplantae; Streptophyta; Magnoliopsida; Rosales; Rosaceae
Source: the annotation of a GenBank genome assembly